AUGCAACUCCUCUUCGUUUUGUUCGCUCUCAUUCUCUCAAGAACACUAAAUGGACAGUCGACACCCGAAACGAAACCCGAAAUGGCAGAGGAAGCAAAAGAUGAAGCUUCAUUGAAAAAAGGAAGCAUGUUCUGCAUGAUGGGAGGAUAUUACCCAUUCGGAUAUCCCGGAUAUCCUCCUUUUCCUCCUUUUCCCUAUUAUGGUUAUGGACCAUAUGGCUGGUGGUGA
Messenger RNA from Haemonchus placei, 228 nucleotides. The record is from the annotation of a GenBank genome assembly. Lineage: Eukaryota; Metazoa; Nematoda; Chromadorea; Rhabditida; Trichostrongylidae.